CUUCACAGCCCGCAGUCUGAUUUCAUUACAAACUAAAAUGUUCACUUUAUUUAUGUGGACUUUGUUUUUUAAAUGCGUGAUUGGACGUCUUACAGUUGUACACGAGACAUCCGUGUCGGAUAUACUUACUAUUGACGGUCGUCUGAGAGCAUUCCAAAAUUUUGAUCAUGUAGACCAAUGCACUGCGGAGUGCUCCCUCGAGUCACAAUGCGUAUCUCUUGCAUAUUCCCCCGCAACCGGAAGCUGUCAACUCUACAAGUAUGACGUUGCUAAUUUUACAGUCGAUGUCAUAACACAAAAGCAAACUAUAUUUUUCAAAGUUGUUUGCGAGCGUCAUGAUUACACGUACAUACGCUCAUUAAACGUGUGCAUGAAGAUGUACCAUGACGAACGAACGUCCGACGAGUCACGUGACACAUGCAAGGAGGAUGGAGCAGAUCUUCUGCGCAUUGACACAUCAGCGAAAAUGGCUUAUUUAAAACCUGUCCUGGCUCAUAUUUCCAAUGAGGAUUACGGAUAUUAUUUAGGCGGGUAUGCUGUGGAAGGAAGUAAUGAAUACCAAUGGUAUGGCAUCGAUACUGGUGUAGAUGUACCUAUAGACAGAGAUAACGGUGGUGAACUUUGGGGACACCAUGGCGCGCCUGUCUGUAUUCACACAGGAGGAUGUUGUUUGUCGCUACAAUCACACAAUGGUAGCACACCACUCUUCGCACGAGAAGACUGCACAACGCAGCUUAUGUUCAUCUGUGCAAAGGAACUUUUUUAGGGUACAAGAUCGUUACUGUAUUCAUGCUUCACGUACACGUGAUCGCAUGUCUUUGACUAUUGUACAUGUAUACACAUACAUACAUUUUAGAAUAAAAUCAAACAAUGUAAGUAUCUAGUAUAUGAAAAAUAACGCAUUAUGUAUCUCUGAAAAUAAGAUCAAAUUAUUGCAAAUAUGUGCAAAGCAAGCAGAUAUGCAUAUUUAUUCUCAAUAUUCUAACGCCUAUAUGUUAUGACCUGUCACAUAUUCACGGAUAAUGCCACGGAAGAGCUACGGUCUAAUCGUUCACGGAUUACUACGUAAUGUGAAAUUCCGUAGUCCGCUACGGUUCCAGUACGGACACACAACUGUAUAAGUACGGAGUUCGACGGAUUUACCACCAAAAGCUACGGAUAAACUACGAUCUUCUACGGUAUAAGCACGGGUUAGGUCGUUGACUUCAAAUCGCUUGCCCCUCACCGCUGUGGGUUCGAAUCCCGACAGGGACUUCGGAUUCUUUCAUGUGAGGAAGCUAUCCAGCUAGCUUACGGAACGUCGGUGGUUCUACUCAGGUGCCCGUUCGUGCCUGAAAUAAUGCACGGAAGGGCACCUGAGGUCUACCUCCACCAGUAAAGCUGGAACGUCGCGAUAUGACCUAUACUGUGUCGAUGUGACGUAAAAUCCAAAACAAAAAAAAAGCAAAAAAAAAGCACGGGUUAGUACGAAUAAGAACGGUCUGAUACGGAGAAGAACGAAUUGAUACGGAGAAGACCGAGUGGCCACGGAUCUAUACGGACCUAUUUUAUCCAUCCACAACCUCUUGCAUGCUCAUUUUCAAAAUGUCCCAUCCCCCAAGAAAAGAACACCUAGAAAACGAAUUGCAGAGUUUUAUGAUUUUGGCGAAAAGGAUUCGACCUCAUCGCGUCCGACCCCCGAGACAUAUUAGAUCCGAUUAAAGUGAAUAUCUUGAAGGCCGCCGGAUCCUUAACAAGUUCGGCAAUGAGAGACUCGUAAUAAACAUGAAUGGGUCUUCGUAAAAGCUCAUCUCUAGUCCACCGUCUCGUCUGUCUUCUUUUACCUGAUUAGAUGGACUAGUAAUCAUUAAUGAAAAAUGUUUAUCAAUACUGCUUCUCUUUUGAUUUUAAAAUUUGCUGUUCAUUUUACAAUUAUAUUAAUUAUCGUGAAUGUUUAUGUUUUUAAAAUAUGUAAAAGCUCGUUAAUUUAAGGGAUAUUCAGACAAAUUAAUGACAAAAAUUUCAAAAUUAUCUUAUGUACUCAAAUCACGCUGAAAAAUUACAUUUGUAAAAGUCCCAACAUGAAUUUCUGCA
Messenger RNA from Ruditapes philippinarum (Manila clam), 2073 nucleotides. RefSeq lists its product as uncharacterized. The record is from RefSeq and is a predicted model, not a curated record. Bases 38 to 766 code for a protein of 242 amino acids. NCBI's taxonomy places the organism in Eukaryota, Metazoa, Mollusca, Bivalvia, Venerida, Veneridae. The transcript has 4 exons.